Lynx canadensis (Canada lynx) is the source of this 2418-nucleotide messenger RNA. It is a transcript of the gene SNN, whose product is annotated as stannin. The record is from RefSeq and is a predicted model, not a curated record. The coding region runs from base 178 to 441 and encodes 87 amino acids. The transcript has 2 exons. NCBI's taxonomy places the organism in Eukaryota, Metazoa, Chordata, Mammalia, Carnivora, Felidae. Gene Ontology annotation, cellular component: mitochondrial outer membrane.
CGCGGCGGCCGGACCGGGCUAGCUGGCGGGCGGAGCCGGGCCCGCGGGGCUGCCGCGGGGCGAUCGGGCCGGGCUGCGGGCGGCGCCAUGGGCCCUUGCGUCCAGCCUGAGUUCCAGCCUCGCUGAGCCGACCGCCCUGCGAGCUUCCUCCCGCGGAAGCGUCCCCAGGCGCUGACCAUGUCUAUUAUGGACCACAGCCCCACCACGGGCGUGGUCACGGUCAUCGUCAUCCUCAUCGCCAUCGCGGCCCUGGGGGCCUUGAUCCUGGGCUGCUGGUGCUACCUGCGGCUGCAGCGCAUCAGCCAGUCGGAAGACGAGGAGAGCAUCGUGGGGGAUGGCGAGACCAAGGAGCCCUUCCUGCUGGUGCAGUACUCCGCCAAGGGACCGUGCGUGGAGAGGAAGGCCAAGCUGACCCCCAGCGGCCCAGAAGUCCACGGCUGAGCCGGGAUGCCGAGGCCCCCAGGCCCGCUUGCAGCCGGUGCGGAGGCGCGGGCGGGGGCCGCUGAGAGGCGGGGCUGACGCUUGCUGGCACGGCCUCGCCGGGCUUCUUCACCGCAUGCACGGACUCCCGACGUCCUGGCCGUCCUGAGCCAGGCCCCGGUGGCCCCGGGCGUCCCCUCGGCCUCCUGGUGGGACUGCCCAUUGCAGGCAGUGGGCAGGCCUGACCUCGCCGGGGCUCUCGACCCCGUAGCGCUCUUGUUACUUGAAUGUUUAGCUGAGCCUGUUCCGGACGGAGCUACUUCUGUAACGCGGGGACUCACAACCCUCCGAAGUGUAAAUAGGCCCCGGAAGCAUGUGCUUAGAGCCUCGUUUGCUGAUUUUUAACGAUCCCGUGUAGAGCACGUGGGACCGACCGUAGCGAUGAUGAGCCGACGCAAGGCUCCGCCGGGGGCGGGGGCCUGGGACACGGGAGGGCCCGCGGUGCACGGCGCAGGGGUCUCCACACAGGCAUGUGCAGGCAGAGGACGUGACCCGUCCGUUCUCAGUGUCGUGGCUCAGCAGCUGGGGUGCUGUGGGGAUUUCUGCUUGGCUGGCAACGGAUGGAGGAACCACACGCCCCUGCUUCGGUCGCCGGAGACCAGUUCCUGUUGAGAGCGGAGUUACUGCAAGGAGGCCGCUGCCGCUGGCGAGCCGGUGAAGGACGAGUCAGGGCACGCGUCCCGAGGGCUGCCGGGCGGCCUGGCGGCGGAGCAGUUUCUCGAGCAGGCCGAACGCUCUCCCCCCUGCCCACCCCCGUGCUGUCCCCCUCCCCGGCAUCACUUAGCGCAGGCUUCGCUGGAAACACCAGAGCCCAUAGCCCCGACCUUCAUCUGAAACCCAGCCCGCCCGGGAAAGAGGAACUCGUGCUUUUUUGUUUGUUGUAUUUAGUAUUUUCUGCACUGGAGGGUGGGGGGAGGUUCGAGGGGUUUUUCCCUCCCCCGUUCACACAUUAGUUUCCUUUCUUCUCAGAGUACCACCCACCUGCUGGGUCCCGGGCCCCUCCUUCCCUGGCGGGCCACCUGGGAGAGUACCCGGACCUGGCUCGGAGAGCCCCGAGUGCGGCCCAGGGUUGUGAGCACAUCACCUGCCUGACGGCCCCCUGGUACAGGGAGCCUGGGGGGGGGGGGGGGGGAGAGUGAGUGUCAGGUUCAGGACCCGGUUUCCACGAAGAUGAGCUGGUGGCUGUCUCGGUGAGGCCGGCACCCCCAAAGCCUGCAUCCCCAAGGCGUCCCACUUGGGUGAACUCGCUUAGAUUGUGAAUCCCAAUCCCGAAGCACAUCCUCAGCUAUGGUGAUUAAAAUGUGGCUUGUGUAGGCAUCCUUCGUAGUAAACUGGGGGCCGGCCCGGGCUUCACCUGGGAGCCCUGGCCCUCGGCGGCUUCCACCCCACUCCCAGCCCACCCCGUCCUCCUCCCAAGCUCUGGCCUCCUGCUCAGGCUGGCCGAGGCUCCUCUGGCCUCACCAAGUCUCCUCAACAAAGCAUGUUGAACUCAUCUACUUUCUGGAACCCCCAAGGAAGGAGCUUAGGAACACUUCAUUUUGGCGGCACUUAAACUGGGGGUCAAACGUGAAGUAUCAGCUCGGGGGGAGGGAGGAGGGUAGCUCUUCAGCUGGGUGAGCUGAAGGCAGGAAUGAGAUGCCCCAGGGGGCUACCCAGGAGCCCGGGCAAGGCAGGCGGCUGGGCCUUAUUUAGCCCAGGAGAGAUGUCGGCCCCUAUAUGGGGAUGGCCGAGCCUGAGAAGUCAGGCAAGACCCCCUCGGAGCCCCCGGGGGCCGGAGGGGGCCAGCUCGUUCCAAGAUGCUGGGCAGAUCAGGGAGAUGGCUGGCCUGCUGAAGGGCCCUCCAGACACGUGGAAGGCGUUGGGGUGUCUGAUCCGUUCUCCCCGCAUUUCAGAACUUCCAGGCUUUCUACCUCUCCUUCCCGCAGCCAGCCAGCAGCA